AUGACCAUUGAAAGUGGGGUCAAUACCCUCUUAUUUCAGCCCCAUGCAAAGAAACCUAUAGACCUGAUUUUCACCCACUUAUCAUUAGCAAAUGUCUUGACAAUCAUUUUCACUGGGAUCCCAGAAAUCAUACUUCUGUUUGGAAUAAGACAUUUUCUGAAUGACAUUGGUUGUAAGGUAGUGCUGUACUUCUACCGAGUCAGCCGGGGUGUAUCCCUCUGCACAUCAUCUUACCUGAGUCUGUUCCAGGCCAUGACACUUGCUCCCAGAAAUUCCAGGUGGUCAUGGCUCCGAGGCCAGAUCUCCACACACCUCUUUCCUGUGUGCCUACUUUUCUGGAUUAUCAAUAUGCUGCUCUGUAUCCGGGUAGCUUUAAUGUCUGUGCUGCCCUCCAAUAGCACUAAGGCUGACCAGGUGUAUAUUCUGAAAUACUGCAUCGUGACAGACCGAGACGUGCCCCAGUUAGCUGUCUUUCAAGCAGGCAUGGUUUCCCAAGACUUCCUGUGUGUGUCCCUGAUGCUCUGGACUAGCGUGUACAUGGUGAAACUCCUCUUCAGUCACCACAAUGCUAUCCACCUUGUCCGCAGCUCCAGCCUCUGUCCCCAAACCUCUCCUGAAAUCAAGGCCGCCCACACCAUCCUGGCCCUCAUGGGCUGCUUUGUUCUCUUUUACUUCACCAACUGUUGCCUUACCAUUUACAUCGGUUUAGGACACAAUGUUCAAGAGCUAGAGAAUUACCUUAUUUUUGUUUCCUGUUGUUAUCCCACAAUCUGUCCUUUCUUGCUGAUCAAAAAUAAGGGCAGACUGUUCCGCUAG
Erinaceus europaeus (western European hedgehog) is the source of this 816-nucleotide messenger RNA. Its product is annotated as vomeronasal type-1 receptor 4-like. NCBI's taxonomy places the organism in Eukaryota, Metazoa, Chordata, Mammalia, Eulipotyphla, Erinaceidae. The transcript is spliced from 2 exons. Gene Ontology annotation, biological process: G protein-coupled receptor signaling pathway. Bases 1 to 816 code for a protein of 271 amino acids. Gene Ontology annotation, molecular function: pheromone receptor activity. The record is from RefSeq and is a predicted model, not a curated record. Gene Ontology annotation, cellular component: membrane.